Dendroctonus ponderosae (mountain pine beetle) is the source of this 2378-nucleotide messenger RNA. It is a transcript of the gene Abd-A, whose product is annotated as homeobox protein abdominal-A homolog. Bases 490 to 1593 code for a protein of 367 amino acids. Gene Ontology annotation, biological process: anterior/posterior pattern specification; negative regulation of transcription by RNA polymerase II. Lineage: Eukaryota; Metazoa; Arthropoda; Insecta; Coleoptera; Curculionidae. Gene Ontology annotation, molecular function: DNA-binding transcription factor activity, RNA polymerase II-specific; RNA polymerase II cis-regulatory region sequence-specific DNA binding. The record is from RefSeq and is a predicted model, not a curated record. The transcript is spliced from 3 exons. Gene Ontology annotation, cellular component: nucleus.
GCGGAAUCGGCUAUCAUGUUCCUAAUUACUUAUUGGACUGAUAAUGGAGAUUGCAGCAACAAUUAGAUGAAAACGUGUGCGAAUCGUGCAGUAUCAGACGCUUAACCGGUUGAAAUCCAGCCACGGUAGAAGCGGCAGCAGCAUGCAGCAGCAGGAUGAUCCGGACGGCGUGGCGAAGGCAGGCAGGUCGGGCCGCAUGUUUUGCGCAGUGUUGCCAUUGGCUCGGGCCGCACCUGCUCCGAUUGGCGCCUCAUGGAGGGGUGCGCCAUUACGAUCUCUAGUACCGCGGAUAAGGCAUAGAGGGCUAUAGACUGCACAUACAUGGGUCAUAAAGGAUUCGAAGAAGUAGAGGAGAAGGACGCGUAAGAAAACACUCUGGGUUAAACGAGUGCCGGCGGUCGUAAAACAGCGCGGCGCGAAAUUGCUAACGUUCCGAUGGACUAUGGUAAUCAGUGCGCGGUGCGGGUGCAGUGAUCAGCCCCCAAAGCGAUGAGUUCCAAAUUCAUCAUUGAUAGCAUGCUCCCGAAGUACCAUCAGCAAUUCCAGCAUCAGCAUUUGUUCCAAACGUCCCCGGUCAAUACAUCUUCAAUCGAAGCUAGUCUAGCUUCCGUUGUUAAUUACAGUUCGUCCGCCGGUUCUCCAAGUGGUUCCUCGCCCCAACACUCCAACAGCAGCGCUUCGUCUACAUCUCCAGCUUCCAGAAUGUACCCAUACGUGUCAGCUGCCACAGCUGCAGCUCACCAUCACCAUCAGCAGCAAGCGGUAGCUGCAUUUAACGCUGCAGCAGCUACCGGAUCAAUGGUACCUGGAGGAUUUGCCUCAAGCGCCAGUUCAGCCGCUUUGGCUGCCGCUGCCGCUGUAGAUGCUGCAGCAGAUAAAUCAUGCAGAUACACGGCCGGGCUGACAGGCAAUGUGGCACCCACAGAUUCAAUGGUAAAUUACACAUUGGGACACCAUCACCAGAAUGGUGCGGCGGUGUCUGCAGCUAGUUCAGUCAGCGCUGCUUCAGCUUCAAUGGCUGUCGCAGCUCAGUUUUAUCACCAAGCUGCCAGCGCGGUUGUUGACCCAUUAAACUCAUGCUCACAGCCGACGGCUCCUGGAGGACAGCCGAUUCCUGAUAUUCCCCGAUAUCCUUGGAUGUCAAUCACAGACUGGAUGAGUCCCUUUGAUCGGGUCGUCUGUGGUGAGUACAAUGGUCCAAAUGGAUGUCCGAGACGACGAGGCCGUCAAACUUACACUCGCUUCCAGACUCUAGAGCUAGAGAAAGAGUUUCAUUUCAACCAUUACUUGACACGACGAAGACGAAUAGAAAUAGCUCACGCUUUAUGCCUGACUGAACGCCAGAUCAAAAUUUGGUUUCAAAAUCGACGAAUGAAACUAAAGAAAGAAUUGAGGGCAGUUAAAGAGAUUAACGAGCAGGCCAGAAGAGAAAGAGAGGAGCAGGAAAGGCAUAAGCAGCAACAACAGGAAAAGCAGAAACAGAACAUGGGGGAGAGUAUACAUCAGCAUCAUCACGAUCCCAUUAAAAUGAACAUGACAAAGUCCGAAAGUCCAUCGGAUCUACUGAAAACAGUGACGAAAGUUCCGACUUAAGCUUGUGCCAUGUUUUUUGUCAUAACAUUUGAAAAAUUAUUAUUAAGUUAAUUAGACGGUUUUUUGUUGUGUUUGUGUUGUAACAAACAGUGAUGUUUUAAGUGUAUAUAGUUUACGUUAAGUUUGAGUUGACGUUCUACUUUUAGCUUUCGAAUAGCUAGGAUUUGAUUGGAUGUUUCAGAACAAUAGUGCUUUUGCGUAUUGCAUAUAUUCAGGAGAUGCAACUUCUAUAUUUUUAGCAGCAUUUUCCAGGAAGAUUAGUCGCCAAUUUUAAUUUCGGGCAGUGUUGUGCUAUUCGAUGCUUUCUUCGAUAAAAGGACUACUUAGUUGUGUUCACCUGCAUUCGAGUAGAAAGUUAAAUUUUGGACUUCAGUGAAGUGAAGCAGAUAUCCGCAAUUUGAAACGUUGCCAAUUUGCAAUAGCAAAUUUUAAAGCGGUUUGGCUUAAAGUUUUAUUGUGUGAAAGCUGGUAUAUUAUUCAAAAGGUCACAUAUAAAUACGGAGUUGUUUUAUUGCAGUUUUACAUGGAAGCUUUUGUUAAAAUUUUUCGUUUGCUUCAAAGAUUUGCAAUCCAAACUGACCUCAACUGCGCCCAUAAAAUAUUUUGUUUGUUGCUCAUAUUACCAAAGCAACUCAAUACUGAGGAUAAUAAUUUUGCAAUUUUCGGCUUUACCUAGUUUGUAGUGACAAACCCAAAUUAUUAAAAGUGCAAUAUAAAUUCUGAAAAAACUUUAGUCCUAGCUUUACUUGUUUAUUUUUAUGUCAUUGUGUCUUUAUUGGAUAUCA